Molecule: messenger RNA, 6254 nt
Organism: Myripristis murdjan (pinecone soldierfish)
Lineage: Eukaryota; Metazoa; Chordata; Actinopteri; Holocentriformes; Holocentridae
Product: poliovirus receptor homolog
Exons: 7
Coding region: 367-1962 (531 amino acids)
Source: RefSeq, a predicted model, not a curated record
UCACCCAGUUGGAGCGCUGAGCGCUGCCAGACCCAGUGAGGAACUAGUUGGUGGAGCGCAGAGAGCAGCACUUCAUUAUAUCCAAAGCACCAUCUGGGGGAAAUAUUCACCUGUGCACCGCCGGGACGAUUUCGAAAGGAUUUUCAUUAAUUUUAACGAACUCCGUCUUAAAGGCGCAGUAAAGGACACUUGAGACGAGAAUCUUUGUCGGACCCCUGGUUUGUCCUGUAGACCGAUAACUUUUGCCGGGAUAGAGUCUUGUCCUAGACGGGAAUUGUUUUUAUUCCCUCAUAAAAACGUCGCUUCGACUUUACAUUUAGGGAGAGACUGUGCGUGCCCGGUUUAAUAAAGAGGACCAUAAUCACCAUGGCGAGACAUGACGCUCGAAAUUGGCAUGACUGCACAAAAAUGAUCGGACUGCUCAGCUUGGUCACGUCGGUUAUUAUGCACGGAGCAGCAGGGCAGCGGGUGAAGGUGGAACCAGAGGUCUUGUCCUAUCCCGGCCAGUCCGUCAACCUACGCUGUGCCUUCACUGACGCCACCGGCAUUCAGCUCACAAUGGUGACAUGGAUCUAUGAGCCAAAGGAGGGCGACAGGAUCAACAUAGCCGUGUUCCACCCCAACUUUCAGCCCAACUACCCCGACUCACCCGUAAAGGGCAGGGUCAGCUUCACCACCAGCCCCCCCAACCUGGCCAGCCCGUCCAUCCAGAUCACGGACGUCAAGAUGACUGAUGAGGGGAAGUACAUCUGCGAGUACGCCACCUACCCCAGUGGCAACGAACAGGGCAUCACCUUUCUGGUCAUGUUAGCUAAGCCCCGCAACUCGGCCUCCAUAGUGACAGUGGUCGCGGGCACCAAGCCGGCCGUCGUCGCACGCUGCGAGUCUGCGGAUGGACGCCCUGCCGCCCAGAUCUCCUGGGUCACCACGGCCAACGGCAACGCGACCACCGGGUCCAAGCUGGCCGGCGACAACACAGUGACGGUGACCAGCGAGUACCGCAUGGUUCCCACGGCGGCGGACAACGGCAAAGACAUCAGCUGCGUGGUUACGCACCGGACCCAGACCAAAGCGGAGAGUUUCAAGCUGAAACUGGCCGUGGAGUAUCCCCCUCAGGUGACAAUAGUAGGCUAUGACAAUAACUGGUAUGUGGGUCGCACAAAUGUGGUGCUCACCUGCGAGGCCACUGCCAACCCCAUGCCUCUCCACGUCACCUGGAAGACUCUGACAGGAGAGAUGCCAGAGACGGUGGUGAUCAACCAGAAGACGCUGACGGUGCUGAAGGUGGACGAGAGCGUCAACAACACUUUUGUCUGUGAGGUCAAGAACCGCCUGGGUGUCGGCAAGGACCAGGUCACUGCCAUGGUCAGAGAGCCCUCAGUGAACUCAUCCAAUGCCGGUGUGGUGGCGGGGGCUGUGAUUGGCUCCCUGCUGGCCCUCCUCUUGGUCGCCGCUCUCAUCGCUGUCCUUGUCACCCGUAAUCGCAGGCAGCAGCAGGGCUACCGUGCCAAUGGUGGCAAGGACAUGAAGUCACGCAUAUUUGGCGGUGGCAAGAAGGCCAGCAAGAACGGCACAGGCGGCGGCGCGGGCAGCGGGGGCAUCGGAGGCGGUAACAACAACGGCCCCAUCUACGUGUACAGUGAGAAUUCGGCUCACCAGGGCCUCGCGGAGAAGAACAACCACCACCAGCCGCUCACCAUGGGGGGCCGGCCCGAGGUCGUGGCCACCACACCCACAGCCCAAGACAUCCUGCUGAGCAAUGAAUUGGACGAAGCGGAGAGGAGGAAGUUUGACGAGCUGGAGGAAGAGGAGGAGAGGUAUGACCACUUCGCUGGAGGGGCCCCCAUCCUCCAGCUCCGCCCACCCCACGACCAGGACGAUAUGAUCGGCGGUUACCUGGACGACGACAUGGAAUCCCAGCGGGAUGGCUCCGUCAUCUCACGGACUGCUGUUUAUGUAUAGAGGAGGAGAGGAGCGGAAGAAGAGGAGGAGAAGAGGAGGGAUGUGGAGAAGAGAUGAGGGUUCCCCCCCCCAUGGAUUUUGUGGUUUCAGGGACUCGUCCCUGUGUGAUGGAAGAGAAAAGAAUACCGCUUUUAUUUUUGAAAAUAGAUUUUAAAUGUAUUAAUAACCACAGUGCAGCCCCAGAAUUGACUGAAUAAACUGGAGUCAGUUGAGGGGGUGGAGGGAUGUUCCCAAAAGGAGGUUGGAGGGGAGCGUUGUUGGUUUCUGGUCCCUGAGGACAGAAAAUAAAACUUGGAUCACUUGGUGUACACCGAGCGAAAGAGAGAAAAGAAUUCUUUACGAACAGCUUGGCUCCCUCUGCUUUUGCUCAUGCUAUCACUAUCACUGGGACCUUGACAAGGACUCUGACAGACACACCAAAAGAGGGAAACUAUGUAGUGAGAGAGCGGGAUAAUGGCAUCUUGAUACAAGCUCAGCUAUAGAGGAGGCAUCUCACUCGUACAUUCACUCUUAUCUUCACCAAAACACAGUCGGAGUGGAAGGGGUUGUCGAGCAGUCGCGUGUUGCCUGCAGUUCUCAGUCCUCCUGUGGGACACCUUUUGUUUUUGGUAAAGCAUUGUGCUGUGACAGCUAGUGGGUAGUUAGUAGCUUGUGACAGGGAGGGAUGAAAAGAUUUGAGGGCAAAGACAGGAGCCAUCAUGCGGUUUAAAGGAGAGCACCUCGUAUUUGUUGUAGCAGGUCCACCGUCUGUGGUUCUUCCUCUGUGGCUCUCUUUUUAUGCUCUCUCUCUCUCUCCCACACCCUUCCUCUCAUAAACAACAAAAAUCUCUCCCCUCUUAUGUUGCAGUUCCUCAGACUAUCGACUAAUAGCACAGCGCCCACUCUUGAAUUUGUAACAAGUCAAAACAUUAAGUCCGGGUGUGUGCUACCGACAUAAAACAAGAAUCUAACAAAGUUUAGUUUGAGUUUGAUCUAAGUUCUUAACAAGGUAUUCCACAUGCAAACUAUUCUACAGUGCCUGGAGGUAGGAGAGCCGGUAAACAAGAGAUGAGGAAGUGAGGUGUAGUGGAUCUGACAGGGUCAAGGGAUAGAGAGCGAGAUGGAGGAGGCAGGAGAAGUAGAAAGGAGCACGUCUCUACUUUGCUCUUCCUCCUCAUCCCCCUCUCCUCAGAGCACUCCUGACAGGAGGAGUUUGAUUGGUAAUGAGCCGUGAAGUCGCCCGCUUAGCCGGGACCAACAGAUUGCCACCACUUAUCGUUUAUGACGUGGCGAUUCCUCCCCCCUACCCGUUUCUCUUCCUUUCUCCCUCUCCCCGCAUCCCUCUCUCCUAGUGUUUAUGGGGAGUUUAUGAUUUAUCCAGGGCAGUGUGGAGGUCAGGGCUACGCAGAGCACAGAAGUAUUUUACUGCUCCUGAUGUGUCAAACGCCCCACUUACUCUAUUCCAUCCUAGCCUGUCCUGCCAUGCCAGGCCUGACUAAUCCACCCAGAGUGGCCAUGCGCACUCCACUGCACACAUACAUUCAUCUGAGUAUUUUCACUCGAUUACUGCUGCCUCCUCCCAUACUUAAGUAAAUGGCCCCAUGUAACAGUACCCCGCAUCCAUCGAAUGACCAUGUUAGCUUAAAUAAAAAUUCAAUGGGAUAAUGUCAUAUUUCCUUCCAUUAGCAGAUGGUGUUAAAUGUAGUGAAUUGAUUGGGGCACAUUAAAGGUUGUGACCACAGGGGAGCUCUGGGAGUCAUAUUGACUAACGGGCAACAAGCAGUGGAACGGCCCUUUAUGAUACAGCUGCCGGGCUGAUUGUGUACUGACUGUUUAUUUAUCUUCCUAACGAGCCACCGGAGGCCGGCUGAGGCAAAUAUUACUCCAUGGCGACUGUACACUGCUCUCUCACCUGAGGCUGUGUGCACGCAGCUGGGUGUGUGUGUGUAUGUGUGUGUGUUUGCAUGUGUUUCACUGGAUGUAACAAGCCACCGCAGGGCUGUGACCAACAUCAUUCUCGGAGAGGAGCCUUAGCUCCUCUAAUCACAUCCUCACUGGCCUUCUGAUCGACUCACCUUUGACCCAGCGGGACGCUUGGUGAGCGCGGCUCCUUAUUGGCUGUCCUGACCCUGCCUCUGGCUUGUGACCGAGCCCCGGCCCCAGAUCUGGGGCGCAGUCCACCACAGGUCUUGAGGUCAAAUGUGUGGCGUCCCAUGGCCAAGGGCAACAGUGGCGAUGCUUGCCCACACCUCUUGUCAUGGCAGUUUAACCCUGAGCUAUGGAUGUGAGAAAAACACACACACACACACACACACACACAGGGCCUGCUAAGUGUCCAUAUAGGCAGAUAGUUGUUUGCCAUGUGACGGCUGUUAACCUUGGGAGAGAUGGAGUGAGAACAGAUGAGACAGAGGGGGAAGAUGAGGACAUAUGACACAGCAUUCAAACCAUUACUGUUUGAUCUCAGUAGGCUUUUAGUCUAAUGGCCUUAGCUUAUACAUAUUUACAACCCCUGAAUAGAUUUUCUGAGUCCAGCCGAUUUGUCACAACCACUGAAAAAUGUAUUACUUAUUUUUGCACUUGUUUGUAUCACCGCAACACAGAGUAAUAUGGGAGAGCUAUCUGAUGUGGGGGAAAGAAGAAAAAAAAAAAAAAAAAACAAGAACAGCAAGGUUGUAACUAUGUACAUUUUGGUGUGAGGUAUCUGUAUACUAUAUAUGUAAGCAUCUUUAUUUUUCUUGUGAAAAUGUGGAUAUUUAUCAAAAUGUAAAUAUCAGAUCAAUGGAGCCGCUGUGUUGUGGAGCUAGAGAGAAAUACAUCCUGGGUUUGGCUGUAGCUCAAAAUACAAACGUCUCGGAGGGCGCUCAGAAUGUAAUUUAUAAUCUAAUGAAUACCUCGAUGGUUUGGGUGUUAUUAGAUGCUGAAAUUAUUUUAGUUUACUUAAAACCCAAGAAUUUAUUUGUUUUGAGAAUAGAUCUAUUUUCAAGUGGGUGAAAUCAAUGACUUAUGGCUACAAAUUUCAUUUGAGCAGUGACUGCAUUUCCACACAAAAAGCACACUGUUUUAUUUUUUUUUUUUUUUUGCACACUUGGUUUCUCCCACUUCCUAACACUCAACACACAAUGGAAAGACAAUACACACAGUACAUAUAAUUUAUGAGGCAGACUGUAACCCACAGAAGCAGCAGUCUGUUGCAUCUGACUCAGCUCGGGUUGUGCGUGUUCAGAGUUGUGUGUCGGUGUGUUUUCCUGAUGCUCCGGGGGCUUUGGGACAUCUCUCUCUGCCAUUGGGGCUGUAACCUGAGUGGCCACCCUUUGUCACCAUGGAGAAAUGGUGGAGGGGAGACAUUAGUGUGCACCGCAUAGACACAUGCAUGCGCGCACACGCACACACACAUAAACACAGAGUGCUGAGAAACGUUCGCCCACGCACAAACACCCCUCAGUCACUCUCAUUAUGCUCACUCCCACAGCCAAACUGUGCAGAAGACACCUCAUACCUGAGAACUCUGCCACCUCCUGACAUAAGCCCACACAAACGUAUACUCGCAUAGCUACACACACACACACACAAACACACGCGCACACAAAACUAUUUUCCCUCCUCUCCCUGCUCAGUGGCUUUGUCAGGACAUGUACCGUGUCCUGUUACUGUGGAAAGAGCUGCAGCACGAUGUGUCCCCCCGCUUCACUGCUUUCUGUUCCUAAAAAAAAAAAAGUCCAACCUAGUCCCGAAUCAACCACCAUGUAGAACAGAGACAACUACACAUUGGGGGCGACACGCACACACACACACAUGCGCAUGCACUCAGACACCCACCUUUCACCCAAUGUCAGAGAAACAGGCUUUUUAGGAAACUGUUUUGUCCGUUCCGCUUUUUAUUCUGCAAAGGGAAUAUAGCUUUCAGAAAAUGCCAUGGUGCUGACCUCCCCUCCCCUCCCGGCUUCCCUCAAAUGCUUUUAGAGACUCACAACUUCCUACUCAUCUCCCAAAUGUUGUUUUCAACUUCUCUCACUUCAGUCUACCCCGAACAACCCCGCCCCUCUCUCCCCUCGCCGUGCACCAAGUAAGGCUUGCCUGACAAAAUGGGUUUAAAGAAUUCAAGAUCCCUGCCCGGGUCUCGCACAAGGUUAGACAGUCAAAACAAAUACUGUUUCCUGACUCGAGAAAGCCACAUGCUGUUGCUAUUUCUCUCGCUCCCAAACUUCUGAUGACUAAUCAAAGCCUUAACAUCUCCCAUCUCACUCAAAGAAGAAGAAAAAAAAAAAGAGAAAAACCUCUUCCCGUGUACAUAGUAUAAAUAUAUAAAUAUG